GGCCUGACUGAACAUUGUCUUCAGAGAACCAGUCCUGCUGGUGAACCAGGCAGAGCUUACCGGAGCCCAAACCAUCAAACCAUCAUGUCGGGGAAGAAGAGCCAAGAGAAGGCUUGCAGCGACAACAAGCAGACGGAAGAUCCUUCUUCUAGGCCUGAGGUACAGGUGCCUGUGAACUAUGUGUACCGCCUACUGCAGGAGGAGCAAUACACCCCCUGCCUAGGUUCCACAACUUCUGACUUCCUCCUUGCCAUGCUUGAUUACCUUACCGACUACAUCCUGGAGGUGGUGGGCUCCGAAGCCAACAUCAACAGCCAGCAAAAUAUUUCACAAGAUAGAGAGAGACAGAGAGAGAAUGACCGUGAACCCCCUCAAGCCUUCAAGAAUGCGCCUUUCUCUCUGUUUGAUGAGAUGCCUGGACCCAGAAGGAAUGGCUAAAGAAUGGGGUUCACAACCCAAGAGUGGGAAGCCUCACAAACUCAGCUAGAACCAUGAAGGCUAAUAGCAGAGGAGGCUGCCCCCUGUGUCCAUGAAUACUAAUAAAAUGUUUAAAUG
Rattus norvegicus (Norway rat) is the source of this 555-nucleotide messenger RNA. RefSeq names its product H2A.P histone (gene H2ap). NCBI's taxonomy places the organism in Eukaryota, Metazoa, Chordata, Mammalia, Rodentia, Muridae. Gene Ontology annotation, cellular component: nucleosome. Bases 85 to 438 code for a protein of 117 amino acids. The transcript has a single exon. The record is from RefSeq and is marked provisional. Gene Ontology annotation, molecular function: structural constituent of chromatin; protein heterodimerization activity; DNA binding.